CUUGAUGAGUACCGCUCUAUACGUCGACGCUGGCAUUCAGGCAUCCAAGUACUGCAAUGUCGGAACAUUUGCUGUUUUAAUUUUUGACUAUUGCAUCACACUGGAGGCAGAGUCCCAAUGGGUCUGGCACCGAAAAUGGACGUUUGUGCGAUCCAUAUUUACCAUAUCGCGGUACUUGCCAUUUGUUGGCAUUGGGAUGACAUUUGCGGCUGCGCUUCGAACACAAUAUUAUCCAGGUGAAAGUUGUGUUGUGUAUGGAAGAGUAACCACUGCUUCGCACGUUCUGUCCAUAUUAGCCGCAGAAGGAUUGCUAAUUACGAGGAUAUAUGCUUCAUGGAACAGCAAGCGUCUUUUGACAUCCUUACUGGUUUUUGCUGCAAUUUGUGUGGUCACCUCUUAUAUCCUCGCGGACACCAGUUUGGUAUCUAAUUCUACGAACACGGCCGUAAUUUACUUACCGAACAUGAUCGAGGUUUCCUUACUGAAUCCGGGCGACUGUCUUUUCUUCGUCAAGCGAAACAAUGUCUUCGACUACGCCGUGCUGGGACUCUAUGAACUGGUUCUCUCCUGUUUGAUGGUGUUCAUCAGGUUCAGAAGAUACCACGGCACCGUCGGACCACUCCAACGAACAUUUUUCAAUGAUACCAUGAUGUAUAUGAUCUGCAUUAUGAGCAUGUCCGUGUUCAGUAUCCUCUUGACCAUGUUGGCUCCGGAUACAUGGGUUUCUAUUACAAACUCUCCACAGAUCAUCAUUCACAGCGUCCUGGCCUCUCGGAUACUUUUCAGCCUACGAGCAAGUGAAGGAUGCUUGGGAACUCAACACGCAUCGGGGGAACUUCUAUCUGAGAUUCAGUUCGCGGGAGGCCAGCUCUCGACGCUGAGAGUCGAGGAUCCAUCUGUGUAGUGCGAGGCUAGCACGUAUGAUCAUGAGGGUCCUUUCACCACAAUCCGAAAGUAUGUACGGAUAUGUACUGCCAUCUUGACGUACUUUCGUUCUGAAUGAACAAUAGUCCACUGGGGUUUGAGAAACAUUUUGCAUCAUGCCGGUGAUGCAUGUGCAUGAUGGAAUUUCGUCAUCUGUGCCAGUGUGCAUGACUAG
Molecule: messenger RNA, 1099 nt
Organism: Suillus clintonianus
Lineage: Eukaryota; Fungi; Basidiomycota; Agaricomycetes; Boletales; Suillaceae
Exons: 15
Coding region: 5-904 (299 amino acids)
Source: RefSeq, a predicted model, not a curated record